CGACGAAGCUUUCAAGGAAUCUACCUUUGCUUCGUAGAUGAUAUUGUAAGGCUAUAGACUUUGAGCUUCGCUUUUUCACACUCUCCACUGCACUCCCCCCAGCUUCACUUCGGCUUCCAUUCCUAAAUUUCCGAUCCAACAGUUGGCUGUAGAUCUAGGUUUUCUGAAAGUCCCCAGCUCACAUCGCGCAGAAUGUAAUUUUAUGUAAUAUAAUGUAGAUUUCUCCGUCCAAUGCUCCGAUUCAGUAUGGGUCAGACCUGGUUCGAGCCAAUGCGGCCUAGGGUUCCGAGGAGGGUCUGGUUAGGGUUCCAAAAAUCAAUGGGUGUCCUCGUGGGUGGAAAUCACACCUCCUCCAGGUUUUGCACUCGCUAGUUCUUUCUAUUAAUCUCGUUUUGGCUUAUUUCCUCUCAAAGUUUCACCAAAAUCCCUUAGAUUUAGUUAAAUCUUCAACACUUGCUCUCCGAUUUCACUCGUGAUCUGAAAAACGAAAUCCGUGCAAUUCAUGGAUCUGAAGGCCGUGAGAUAUCAGAUCCUACAUGGGUCUAUAGCCAGGCGCGUGCUUUAUCGCACUUUCGUAAUCGCCUCGGCUGUUUCGAUAAUUCCCUUGCUGCACGUCUUAUCUGGUUCCGAUUCGGGAAUAUUUGCUUCUAUGGCCACCAGCGACUGUGCAUUCAAUUCAGGCUUUUCAACAACUGCUAUGGUUCCGGCCGCGUAUUUGUUUCGUUCCAGGUUCCUGAAUCCACUCUGGGGCUCAUUUCAACCGGUGCAGUGCAAGGAAACUGCGAGUUUGACCGUUAAUGUGGUCAGAGAGCUUGUGGAUAAGAAGUUCUUGAAUUUCAAUGGGAAAGCUCUCUUUGUUGGAGAAGGAUGGGUCUUCGGCGUGAUGGCACUGCGAGAUCUGGGGUUCUCCAAUGUCUACGGUGUUUCUAAGAAGCACCGGUUUCUGUCUCUUAAUCGGAAACAUGAGCUUGAUUACAUGGACAAUUCAUUUGAUUUCGUGCUGUCAAGGUAUAAUGACCAGGUUUCUACUCCUGCAUUGCUCGUUCUCGAAAUGGAACGCAUUCUUAUCCCAGGUGGAAUCGGCGCCGUGCUUGUGGGUAUUAGCAGCAUCGUCCCAAAUGGAUUGAUCAGAUCUGCAACCCCAGUUUCAUCUUUACUGAAAAGUUCCGAUGUUGUGCAUGUUGGUUAUGUGCACAACUUUACUCUGGUUGUCUUCAAGAAAAGAUUCCAAGAUGCCAGUUGUUUUGAGCAGUAUCGCCUUCCGGCCGACUGCCCGUCUGUCACAAAUAACAAGCCUUUCAUGGACCAAAUUGAGCCCCUUGCGGAGGAAAAAUCAAUGGGGUUUGAGAACUGGUUUUCUUAUCUGCCCAAGCUUAUGGAUGUUGAUACUAAAAAGCGGUUGGUCUAUAUUGAUAUUGGGGCAGGGAUGCAUCUGAACUCCAAUGUUAUGAACUGGUUUUUGCCCUUUUAUCCGGUGGAUAGCAAAGCAUUCAAUGUUUACUUUGUUGACCAUAACACUUCAGUUCUGCUAUCCUAUGUCAAAAAGCCUGGAAUAACUUUUGUAUAUCAUCCGGGUUUGGCAGGAAACUGGGCUCCGGCCAACCUUGCUUCCGAUGAAGAUGUCGAUCCGCCUUUGCAAAAUGAAUCGUUUAAUUUCCUUUCUUGGUUUAAAGAAACAGUUCAGCAUGCAGAUUUUGUGGUCCUGAAGAUGAACUCAGGCAAUGUGGAAAGGAAAUUCCUCUCUGAGUUAUUUGAAAGUGGUGCAAUAUGCUUUGUUGAUGAGAUGUUCCUUCACUGCUCGGAGGGAGCAGAUGGUGGAGGUGCGUUAAAGGGAGACUGCAUGGACCUCUUCAAGGGGCUUAGAAGCCGUGGUGUCUUUGUCCAUCAAUGGUGGGGAGACUAAACUGAAAUUCCGUGUCGUUUGAACUGUUGUGUUGAGACUUUAGUUAUGAUGUGUGUUAUGUUGGCCGAGUUUAGGGUGUGUAUGAACAUCCAAAUGCUUUGUGGUUGGGCAUUUAAGCUAAAUAAGCAACUUAUAUGGUAAUGUCUAAGUUUGUCGUCGUUUAGGAUGUUUGAAAGUUCGAGUAACUUGCUUUGUGGUUGGGCACUUAAAACUAAAAAUAAGCAACCACAUGUUUUCGAUUGAAAAGUUGUCGUGUUUGUUCA
This is a messenger RNA of Juglans microcarpa x Juglans regia, 2166 nucleotides long. RefSeq lists its product as uncharacterized. The record is from RefSeq and is a predicted model, not a curated record. The coding region runs from base 503 to 1903 and encodes 466 amino acids. Lineage: Eukaryota; Viridiplantae; Streptophyta; Magnoliopsida; Fagales; Juglandaceae. The transcript has a single exon.